UACAUCCUCUCAUGUUCGGUAUUUUCUUGCAUGUUAGCCAUCGCUGGAGGGGAACGAAAUGUCUUCUUUGUUUCUUAACCAGGUGAAAACUAAUGUGAGGGACUGUACGCUAGAACCCCGCUAAUAUCAGAACUAGUAUACAAUUAGAAAAAGGCACAAAUCCCAAACGUAAAACUCAGCCAAAAAGCCUAAUUUGGUGUUUUCCAAGUUUUAUGUUUCUUCUUUUUUUAGAAAUUUCUUUUUUCAGGCCGCGAACAGCGUAUGAUUCAAUCUCGCUCAUGUGCAUAAUUUACGGGGCGACGAAAGCGACAGGACACGUGGAAAACGCCAUAUUUGGUGAUGUCCCAUAUUUGUACAGACAUUUUACUUAGCAUAUUAAAAUAGUCGCCACACGAAAACACACACACACACCAGAGGACUUUAAAUUUCCUGAGAGACCGUUUCUUGUGAGCACGUCACUUAUUCGCGCUCGUGUCUAAACGCUAGAAUAAAUUCCUGAUAAAACUGUCGAACGGCUCUUCCGUACAGCUGGGACUGGCGGUCUACACUCCGGUACACCGCCGGGACACCUAACGUUUACCUGUCAGACACCGACUGAUAGACGGGACACAAGUUUGAACGAAAGUCACCUGGCCACCGGGACCAACACAGUGACAUGGCAGUUGAUGACAGUGAAUUCGACUGGACCUUUGGGAACGUCAGUAACUCGACGGGCCCGAACGCGACCCUCCCCGAGCCUUACGUGGGUGCGGCCGCCAUCCUGGAGAACCUGCCGGUCUCCGUGCCCACCAUCCUGACCUACGCCGUCUGCUUCCUUCUCGGCACCGUCGGGAACGUGCUGGUGAUCUUCUCCGUGGCGCGUUUCCGGCGGCUCCGCUCCACCACCAACUACCUCCUGGGCAACCUGGCCACGGCGGACCUGCUGAUCGUGGCGCUGUGCGUGCCCGUCAAGGCGGCGGAGUUCUUCCUGCCGUCCUGGCAGCUGGGCGGCUUCCUGUGUAAGGCCACGGCACUCCUGCAGUUCCUGUCCGUCAUCUGCUCCGUCCUCACGCUCACCUGCAUCUCCAUAGAGAGGUACUUCGCCAUCAUCUACCCGAUGCAGAUCCGGAGCGUGUUCACCGUGAGCCGUGCGCGCCUGCUCAUCGCAGCCAUCUGGGUCGUCUCCUUCCUCUUUGCCAGUCCCGCUCUCGUCUCACAGACGCUGGUAGAGUACGACUGGGGUACAGGUGAGAUCAUUUACCACUGUCAGCAGGUGUGGCCGACCGACACCCACCGCCAGCUCUACUCCAUCUACGGCCUCCUCCUCCUCUUCGUGUUGCCCAUGGCAACCAUGGGGCUGUCGUACGGCCGCAUCAUCCGGGAGAUCCUGAGGAGACGGAGGAAGGUGCUGAGACAGAGAGUGACGGCAGAUGCGGAGGUGGAAGAUGAAAAACGCAGCAGUUCUUUCGUACGGCAAGAAACGGUGGAGGAACUUUUGACAUUGCCGCACAGCGACCACGAUCUCCCGACACCAAAUGGCAAGGGUGGCCGAUUGUUAGAGAUAGAAAUCGGAAAGGUUAACAAGGGAUACGAACUCAGCCCCAGAAACUCCAACAACCCACACCUUGCUUCGAACGAAGAGAGUGCAGAGGGUGGGAGAAAAGACUCGGGCGAAGAGGCUCUGUCGUCCGCCGAAGAAGACGAAAAACCCGCGCGAAAAUCCUCCAAAGAUCUGUUGAGAAAAUACAAGUCCCUCCCGGUGGAGCUGGAUGAAUGCCGCAGACAGGAACGACUGGAACAACGACGCAACACAGACGCGGACAUCUUGGACCACCCGCUCCUCCUGCCGCAAGACUCUGAAGAAGAGGAUCGAGGAACCCGCUUGUUGGAACGUCUGCGGAGUUUCCGCAGGACGCUCUCGUGCCGAGGAAGGCCGAGGACGUCCUCGGAGGAGACUGACAAGGUGCUGGCCGCCAGGAGGAGGGUGAGACGGGUGGCUGCAAAGCGGGAGUCCAGCAUGACCGGAAACUUCUACAAGUCUACACACGUGCUCGCCGACGAGGAAGGGAUGAAAAUCUUGCGGAUGCUUCUGGUGGUAGUGUUUGUCUUCGCGCUCUGCUGGUGCCCUCGUCUCAUCCUCCUGACCUUGACGAAGUUUAACCUUGUGAACGUGCACACGGAGCUGGUGUACGCCAUGGACAUCACCUUUCACCUCAUGACGUACCUCAACAGCUGCGUCAACCCCGUCUGCUACGCCUUCAUGUCACGUCACUUCCGCCAGAGCUUCAAAGACACAAUGUCUUCGAACUGCAAAAAGAAAGCCAUUGGACGCCAAGGCACUCCGGACAUCCUGCUGACCACUACAUGCUCGUCAAAACGCCGGGCACUGGACAUCACGGCCACGGUGAGUGGACUGACCGAUGCGGGGACAACCCGUAUUAGCCGGGCUAGCACCGGCACCGCGCCUUCGCGCAUCUCUGUCACCAGCUACGGUCGCACCAGUACGACUACAGCGCCCCCAAACAUGUGCAUCACUACAGAGGUUUAGACAAGCAGUCACACAAACCAGGCAAGCCAUGAAUACCGGUAGUGUUGACAAUGGGUACCCCGGGUGUGGUGUUAACAGCUACGCCAAAAGUUGGGUAGCGGUCGUACCAGUACGACUACAGCGCCUCUGAAUAUGUACAUCACUACAGAGGUUAAGACAGGCAGUUAGACGAACAAGGCAUGUACGAGUACCGGCAGUGAUGACAAUGGUACACCGGUUUUGAUGUUAACAUUUACGUCAAAAUGUGGGUAGCGGUCGUACCAGUACUAUGUACAUCACUACAGAGGUUAAGAUAAGCAGUCACAUGGAAUAGGCAUGCAUAAAAAGUAUCAGCGGUAUUGACAAUGAGUGCGGUGUGACGGUUGCGUUGGGUAGCGGUAAAAAUACGACUAGUGAUUGCUAUGUUUGUGUGUGGACGUGGGUUCAGCACAGUGUAUUUUUCACAUUGACCACUUGAUAUCGGAAAUAGGAUUGCAUGGAGAUGGGUAGUGUCGACUAUAUAUGUAGUGUUGAAGUUUGCAUUGGAUAUACUGCAUUGGUAAUAUUUCAGAAAGAGACAGCUAUGUUUUACUGCCUGUUUAUGUUGUUCAGUGCCAAGGACAGGUAUGUUAUGUUUGUCGAUGUUUGGAUUGUAUUUUGCACCAAGGAAAGUCUGUGUAUGUUUGGACUGUCUUCAGCACCAAGGACAGGUAUGUUUGUGCAUGGAUGGUGUUCAGGACCAGGUGUGUUUACCUGCCUGGAUGGUGUUCGGCCCCCAAGGAAAGGUGUGUUUGUCGAUGUUUGGAUUGUAUUUAGCACCAAGGAAAGUCUAGUGUCUAGUUUUUGAUUGUGUUCAGCACCAAGGACAGGUAUGAGUGGCAAUCAGCACCAGAUUUGCUAAAAUGUUUCUAAUGGUAGAUUUCACGGUACAUUGCACUGUAUACUUUACUGUAAUAGAUAUUAUAUACCCAGUAUGUACCUAUCAUGAUAUACUGUUGAUACCCAACUUUAGGAUGGUGAGGCCAGUGUGUAACACAGCAUUUGAUGUAGUGACAAGGGAAUGGGGCUGAUGUUUCCAGCAUCAAGAAAACUUAUCCAUUGAUGUGUUAUGAUGUGAUAUCAAAGUUUGUACAGCACUUUAUAUUUUGUAUAUUGUCAGGAAUAGUCACCAGAUGACAGAUCGUAUCUGAUUGUAUAACAUGGUGUACUCACUAUGACCUAGCCAUCUUGCACCCACCCACCCCCAAAUUCUCCUGCCUUUACAGGUAGAUAAGGAAGCAUAACAAUCUUCACAUAACGUUAUAUCUGUGUGUGGUCUUGAGUCAUUUGGAUAGACAUUAAGUGCACUUUGUCAUAAGUGAUUACUUUCAAUUGUGUAAGAGUUCGUUGAUAGAUAUCAUCUAAAUGUGUACAAUAAACUUGAAGUGGCCUUGUAUAGAUAUUGAACCUAGUAUAAUUAUAGUAACCCUAUCAUGUUUUUCUCUAAAUCACAACACUUCUAUAAGUACAACUAGAAUGCACUGACAGUUGUAAAAAACAACAGCAUAUUCCAUGUAUAUAUAAAUCAGUUAUUGACCCUUUGUGGAAUGGUUUGAGUGCAAGUGUCCUUUUACCUAUAAAAAUUGUCAUGGACAUCUGUAUGUUUUCCUUGUGAAAUACAACAUUGAAGUCA
Molecule: messenger RNA, 4178 nt
Organism: Branchiostoma floridae (Florida lancelet)
Lineage: Eukaryota; Metazoa; Chordata; Leptocardii; Amphioxiformes; Branchiostomatidae
Product: gastrin/cholecystokinin type B receptor-like
Exons: 7
Coding region: 656-2527 (623 amino acids)
Biological process (GO): G protein-coupled receptor signaling pathway
Cellular component (GO): membrane
Molecular function (GO): G protein-coupled receptor activity; peptide binding
Source: RefSeq, a predicted model, not a curated record